AUCCGGCACACUUUACCAGUUACCCCACCAAUUAGUCCAAAAUUAAAUUCUCCCCUUAUUUUCUCAUCACUCAUCAACUAUAACCCCAGGGCAUUUCAGUCAUCCACCACCUUUGCUAAAAAGAAAAAAAAAAUGUUUAUCAAAACAUGUCUCAAACCUUUAAAAGCCUCUAGCUAGCAUCUUCCCACAAAAAUCUCUUAAGAUUCUGACAGCCUAAAAAAGAUCAAACGCGAGAAAAUUAAUUAAUUCAAACCCGAAAAAAAAAAAGUUGGUAUUUUCGUAUGACGACACCUAAACAGGAGCAAGAACUCGAGCCACUAAAGCAAGAUCGGCCUAAAAUAUCUGAGAUGAUAAAUCAAGGCAGUCUCGGGAGCCCUUUGAUGGUCAAUGUGGAGAGAGAUGAGGAGAUGACGAGAUCAGCAUUGGCCGCCUUUCGUGCCAAGGAAGAAGAAAUCGAGAGGAGGAAAGUCGAGGUCAAGGAGAAAGUUCAUGCGCAGUUGGGCCGUGUAGAGGAGGAGACUAAACGCCUUGCCGAAAUUCGCGAAGAGCUUGAGGCUCUGCAUGACCCGAUGAGGAAAGAAGUUGCGAUGAUUCGUAAGAGAGUUGAUUUGAUUAAUCGAGACUUGAAGCUGUUGGGAGUCAAUUGCCAGAAGAAGGAAAAAGAAUAUAGAGAUGCCUUGGAGGCAUUUAAUGAGAAGAACAGAGAAAAGGGCGAGCUAAUUGGCAAACUAGUUCAAUUAGUGACUGAAAGUGAGAAAGUGAGACUGAAGAAACUGGAGGAGCUUAGCAAGAAUAUUGAUUCUCCGGUCUGAUGAAUUUGACUUGUGUUUAUUCGGUUUUCUGAUUUUUAUUUAUUUUUUUUUUUUUUUGUUUUUUCUCAUUUUGGUUUGAGCUGUUGUAUUUGUUGUUGUUUGCUCAUUUCCUCGUCUCAAGAUUGAUGAGACAUAACUUUGAAAAUUUAUGAUGUGUCUGAUCUUGUGUGUGACAUUCUAAGAUCUUUAAGUUUAAUUUGUCUUUCUUUAAUAUUGUCACUGGAAAAAUGACAUGGUUGUGCUAAUAUGCUAAUAUGAUGAAUAUAUGGGUUUUGUGUGAUGCGUUGUGGAUACAUUCGUUGGACAUUUGGAUUUACCAACUCU
Molecule: messenger RNA, 1136 nt
Organism: Striga asiatica
Lineage: Eukaryota; Viridiplantae; Streptophyta; Magnoliopsida; Lamiales; Orobanchaceae
Source: the annotation of a GenBank genome assembly